UGACGAGUCGUCGGCCGGCUGGCCGGCCAUCCCGGACUGAGCCCCUCGCGCGCUAUAAAACCAGCUCACCUGCUCGCCCCCGGCUGACCACCUCCACCGCAGCAUCUCACCAGAGGCCGGAGCUAGCACGAGAGCUGAAGAGCCAGGCGGCCAGGCCGAAGCCAAGAACAAGAAGGGCGCGCGCGCUCGAUUCCCUUCUCUCUUCCUCGAUCCCCCGAUCCCGAGCGGGAGCUCCGAGCAGCGACGGCGGCGGAGAUGGUGGCGGCGAUCGCGGUGGCCUCGGCGGGCCUGGGGAUGCUGGCGGGCGUCGCCAUGGCCAACAAGUCGUCCGAGGGCGGAGCCGCGCAGUGGAGGCCCGGGCCGCCGCCGGCCGCGCUGCGGUGGGGCGGAGGCGCGCCGCGCUGCGAGGCGUGCGGCGGGUCGGGCAAGGAGGAGUGCCGCCUGUGCGCGCGCUGGUCCGACGCCGGGGCAAGGGGCAGCCGCCGGUCCGGCUGCGGGGCGUGCGCCGGCACGCGGCGGACGCCGUGCCGGAGCUGCGGCGGGUCAGGGACCGGCCGGCGCGCGCCCGUGCGCGUCGCAACCUCAGGGCGCGCGGCCCCGACCGCCUGGUCCGCCAGAUGAGACGACGAGACGAGCCGGCCUGAGCCGAUCCGUCGCGGCGGCGCCUCUUCGCCUCUCCUCGACCCGGCUGCCGGAUCAUGGAUGAAGGCUCUGUCCUCUGUCUCUGUGCGGCAACCUGCCGGAACGGACAGAGGAGCCGCGGCGUCGAGUUGUUUCUUCCUCUUUUGUUUCCUGGCUGGAGAAAGAUUAGAGAGAAUUUUUGUAACAAAAGAUAGUAUAUACACUAGAUUAGCGACUUGAUCAAUAUAUCUUGGCAUAGCAAGGUUGAUUCCAAACAGCUCGUCUCUCAGCUGAUCUCCAAUUCGCUCGCUUCCUUGCUUGUUCAUGUCAAGAUUUAACCUCUGCCUUCUCUCUCUCUCCCCCCCUCUCAAAAAAUAAAAAUAAAAAUUAACCUCUGCCUGCCAAGAUCUUUUCUGGCGAGGAUCGA
Molecule: messenger RNA, 1048 nt
Organism: Setaria italica (foxtail millet)
Lineage: Eukaryota; Viridiplantae; Streptophyta; Magnoliopsida; Poales; Poaceae
Exons: 1
Coding region: 256-621 (121 amino acids)
Source: RefSeq, a predicted model, not a curated record